AUGUUAGGAAGGGGAGACAGCACUAUGUUCGACAACGAGCCCAGUCUUAAGCCUGUGUGGUAUGGUAGAGUAAACUUUUCUACGGAAACAAAACCACCUGAAUCCCUACAAGAGUACGUAUCUUAUGACCAUGAUUGGAAUAGUAGGGUUCCAUGGAAGAACGAUCCCAAUGUGUUUCAUUGUGUCAAUGAGUGUAACCGUUGGGUGAGAAUUCCACUUAAAAACCUGUGUAUUCACCUGGAUUAA
Messenger RNA from Danaus chrysippus (African queen), 246 nucleotides. Lineage: Eukaryota; Metazoa; Arthropoda; Insecta; Lepidoptera; Nymphalidae. The record is from the annotation of a GenBank genome assembly.